AUGAGUGACGCCUAUGAACGAGAGCAGCAGAACAAUGCGCUCCUGAAUUCUCUUUCCUCCAAAGUUUCCGCACUCCGUGAUGUGACGAUCAACAUCCAUGACAAUGCUCGGGAUCAGGAUACACUCGACCAUACGAGUGAUGUGUUCUCUUCUUUCUCGACGAACCUGAAAGGCAGCGCUACCCGUCUCACACGCAUGGCGAAGCAAGGCGACACCGUUGCUGUUCUCAAGAUCGCCGGAAUGUGCAUUGCGGCCGGUGUCGUUCUCUACAUUAUUCUCGGAUGGAUAUUCUAA
This is a messenger RNA of Penicillium nucicola, 294 nucleotides long. RefSeq names its product SNARE domain- containing protein. Gene Ontology annotation, biological process: intra-Golgi vesicle-mediated transport. The record is from RefSeq and is a predicted model, not a curated record. The transcript is spliced from 3 exons. NCBI's taxonomy places the organism in Eukaryota, Fungi, Ascomycota, Eurotiomycetes, Eurotiales, Aspergillaceae. The coding region runs from base 1 to 294 and encodes 97 amino acids.